UUAAUUAAUCAUUGAAUUGAAGAUGAGUUUCCGAAUGACAAAAUGUGUACGGCCAUGCAGCCGAGCAACAGUGGAAAAUGUAGGCACCAUCACUAAGCCCUCCAACAUCACCAUGAAACCCAGCAAGUUGAAGCUGAAGAAGAAGUGGUGUUUCCCCCAUCACGACCAUUCUCCGGCGCCGCGGCCGCUGAGCCAGAGGUGGCAGGACUACCAAGGGCAGGACAACUGGAAUGGCCUUCUAGACCCCCUCGACGACACCCUCCGCCGCGAGAUCAUCCGCUACGGCAACUUCGUCGAGGCCGCCUACUGCUCCUGCAACUUCGACCCCUCCUCCUCCUCCUACGCCUCCUGCCGCUUCCCCAAAUCCAAUCUCCUCUCCAGCUCCGGCUUCCCCGACACCGGAUACCGCGUCACCCGCAACCUCACCGCCACCUCCGGCAUCCAACUGCCCGCCUGGGGCCCCUCUUGGAUGGUCGUGCAGUCCAGCUGGAUCGGCUACGUCGCCGUCUCCCACGACCGCAGGGAGAUCGCCCGCCUCGGCCGCCGCGACGUCGUCAUCGCCCUGCGGGGCACCGCCACGGGCCUCGAGUGGCUCGAGAACAUGCGCGCCACGUUAACUCCCUUGAACAACCACGAGGAUGACGACGGCGACGAGCCCAUGGUGGAGAGCGGUUUCCUCAGCUUGUACACGUCGGCCUCCGGCGACAAGCCGAGCCUGCAGAGCCUGGUGAGGGACGAGAUAUCCAAGAUCAUGCACAAAUACGGCGACGAGCCGCUCAGCCUGACCAUCACGGGGCACUCCCUCGGCGCGGCGCUGGCCACGCUGGCCGCCUACGACAUAAAGAAGACGUUCAAGCAGGCGCCGCUGGUGACGGUGAUCUCCUUCGCCGGGCCGCGCGUGGGGAACUGGAGCUUCCGGUGCCGCCUGGAGGAGCAGGGGACGAAGGUGCUCCGGAUCGUCAACUCCGACGACGUCAUCACCAAGGUGCCCGGCUUUGUCAUCGACAACAAUGAGGCCGGCUGGGUGAGGAAGCUGGUGGAGGACAUGCAGUGGGUGUACGCCGACGUCGGCUGCGAGCUGCGCCUCAGCAGCCGCGACGCGCCCGGCCUCAACGGCAUCAACAUCGCCGCCUGCCACGAGCUCAAGACCUACCUCCACCUCGUCUCCAACUGCCCCUUCCGCGCCACCGCCAGAAAGAUGAUGAGCAAAGCCCUCGCUCAAUAAUUCCAUUUCACAAAUUAAUUCAAACACUUAACUAAAUUCAAUUAUAAUUAGAAUUUAAUUAAUUAGGUCCGUAAAUAAAUACUGAUUUAUUUUAUUUUUACCGUUAAUUACCUAGAUAGAUAGAUAGUGGCUAGAAAAUAACAGAAUUUGUAAAGGUGUGACUCAUUCGCCACUGGUUAACGUGGAGUGAGCAUUGUACAAAAGAAUAGGAAAAAUUCCAUCAAAUAAUUCCUAAAUUUGAAUGGCUACGUGUGGCAUGGAAGAAGAUGGGAUGUUAUUUUUCUAGGGUUGGUAAAAGUGUGCAAUUAAAUAAAAAUUCCA
Salvia miltiorrhiza (redroot sage) is the source of this 1546-nucleotide messenger RNA. RefSeq names its product phospholipase A(1) DAD1, chloroplastic-like. The record is from RefSeq and is a predicted model, not a curated record. Bases 23 to 1225 code for a protein of 400 amino acids. NCBI's taxonomy places the organism in Eukaryota, Viridiplantae, Streptophyta, Magnoliopsida, Lamiales, Lamiaceae. Gene Ontology annotation, biological process: lipid metabolic process. The transcript has a single exon. Gene Ontology annotation, molecular function: glycerophospholipase activity.